GUGGCACUUGGUCACGAGAGAGGGAAGUAUGGCUGCAAUGGCUGAGGAAGAGUUUGUAGCGCUUCAGAUUUUACUGAAAGCUUCAUCAAAGGAUGUAAUUCGGCAGUUAUGCCAGGAAUGCUUUUCUAGUUCAGUGAGUGGUUCUGACAAACUGAUUGAGAAUACAUGUUCCAGUCUCUCAAUUGCACCAAAUGAAGCAAAUCAGUUGAUCCGUUCUUUGCACAACCUUACAAGGCACACAGUGUAUCAUGGACUGUCAUCCCCAGAAGAAAUCCUUGCCCUCUUUCCAGAAGGAUUUCACCAGAACCUAAAAAACCUCUUGACCAAGAUAAUCCUGGAAAAUGUCUCUGCCUGGAGAAAUGAAGCACUAGCCAGUCAAAUUUCCCUGCCUCGGCUUGUGGACAUGGAUUGGAGGGUGGACAUCAAGACCUCCUCGGACAAUAUCAGCAGAAUGGCUGUCCCUACCUGCUUGCUACAGCUGAAGAUUCAGGAAGAUGCUGUCUUGUGUGGGAAUGACUUCCCAACCUCUGCAUUGACAGUAGAGUUGAAUAAGCAAACGUUGGACACUAUGCUAGAUGGCCUAGGAAGGAUUCGGGACCAGCUUUCUGCUGUUGCAAAUAAAUAAAGCAUUCUGGGUACAGAAUUCCAACAGCCUUUCAUAUGCAUGAAAGAA
Messenger RNA from Rhineura floridana, 673 nucleotides. It is a transcript of the gene COMMD9, whose product is annotated as COMM domain containing 9. The record is from RefSeq and is a predicted model, not a curated record. Lineage: Eukaryota; Metazoa; Chordata; Lepidosauria; Squamata; Rhineuridae. The coding region runs from base 29 to 625 and encodes 198 amino acids. The transcript is spliced from 6 exons.